Messenger RNA from Salvelinus sp. IW2-2015, 3588 nucleotides. NCBI's taxonomy places the organism in Eukaryota, Metazoa, Chordata, Actinopteri, Salmoniformes, Salmonidae. The record is from RefSeq and is a predicted model, not a curated record.
CUUGACGUAUUCGCGGUACAUUUAACUAGCGACAAAUACCAGCACGUGAACAUCAUGCAUAAGGGAAUAGGAACACAGUUAGAAGAGACCCACCAAAAUCACAGACACUGGCGUGUAUCUAGUUUUCAUCAUCUUACCUGCUUACUACGACAUCUUUGGAUUUCAUCUGACCUGAAGAUAUAUCAUUUGCAUUGGAACUGUUUGACUGGAGCCCAGAUCAAUUGGAGCCACCUAGCGGUCGCUGUCAGGUGCAGUUCUCAGGUGAUUUGGACCAACGUGCGCCGUGCCAUGGCGUCGGUGUGUGUGGCUGUCCGUGUUCGACCGUUGAACAAAAGAGAAAAGGAAAUGUCAGCGAAGGUGAUUAUCCACAUGGAGGGGAACACCACUUCUGUAGACUGCAACAAAAAGGACAUACACAAAGGCAUUCCUGGCAGUGGCCUGACGGACGGAGGAAGACAUUCAUUCUCCUAUGAUUUCUCCUACGAUUCUACUGAUGUCAGAAGCCCCAACUUUGUGCCUCAGGAGAAGGUGUUUAAAGACUUGGGCUGUGAUGUCCUGAAGGCAGCGUUUGAAGGUUACAAUGCCUGUGUGUUCGUCUAUGGACAAACCGGAUCAGGGAAGUCUUAUACCAUGAUAGGAAGCCCAGGAGAUCUAGGUCUGAUUCCACGGAUCUGUGAUGGACUGUUCUGUCACAUAUCAGAGAUGGACCAGGUGGGGGCCUCCUUCCGCACAGAGGUCAGCUACCUGGAGAUUUAUAAUGAGCGUGUGCAGGACCUUCUCACGACUAAGACGGGCCCAGGGAGCGAGUCAGGACUCCACCUCAGAGAACACCCCAAGGAUGGGCCCUAUGUGGAGAACCUGUCGACACGCCUGGUUCAGAACUACACUCAUAUUGAGGAGCUAAUGCAUGCUGGGAAUGCCAAACGCACCAAGGCGAACACAGGCAUGAAUGACGUUAGCAGCCGCUCUCACUCCAGCUUCACCAUCAUCUUCACACAGGUUCGGUUUGAUGCAGAGCUGCCGUGUGAGACGGUGAGUAAGAUCCACCUGGUAGACUUGGCAGGCAGUGAGAGGACCGGUGCCAGACUGAAGGAAGGAGCCAACAUCAACAAGUCCCUGGUCACUCUGGGUAGUGUCAUCUCUGCUCUGGCUGAUACAUGUGUGACUGGAGGAGGGAGCUCCCACACAGGCAAGAUGAAGAAGAAGCAGCUGUUUAUCCCCUACAGAGACUCUCUUCUGACCUGGCUCCUGAAAAAUAGCCUGGGGGGAAACUCCAAGACAAUCAUGAUAGCAACCCUUUCUCCCGCUGACGUGCACUACGGUGAGACACUGAGCACGUUGCGCUACGCUAACCGAGCUAAGAACAUCGUCACCAAGCCCACAGUCAACGAGGACAGCGGCGUUAGAGUCAUCAGAGAACUGCAGGAGGAGAUCGGUAGACUGAGAGGACUGAUGGAGGAUAACCACCAGGCUCCCCUUUCUCCUCAGGUUCUCUCCAACACUCUGAAGUUGGAGGAGGAACUCCACAACAAUGAGGCCCUAGUGUUAGACCUGACCACCCCCUCUAUCCUCUCCAGCGGUGUUAGACCUGACCACCCGCCUCUCCAACCAGGUGUGUUAGACCUGGACCCUCCUUCUAUCCUCUCCCAUAUAGACCUGACCACCCCCUCUAUCCUCUCCAGCAGGUGUUUAGACCUGACCACCCCCUCUGUCCUUCUCCAACAGGUGUUAGACCUGACACCCCUCUGUCCUCUCCAACAGGUGUUAGACCUGACCACCCCUCUGUUCCUCUCACAUCAUCUACAGGUGUUAGACCUGACCACCCCCUCUGUCCUCCCAACAUUGGAGCUGACCAAGGAAGUGGACCAGCAAGUGUGGGAGACCCAGAACAUCCUCAACGUUGAGAACCACUUGACUACCAGUAUGCUGGUGUCUUCUGUGAGGAUCUAUUGUCUCCCCCAGGUGGAGAACCACCCUGACCACAGUCGGGGAGAGACUGUAGCUCUGAGGAACGAGGGUAUCCGUGUUGUGUUGGACUCAGAACUACCUCAUCUAAUCGGCAUCGACGAUGAUCUUCUCAGCACCGGCGUUAUUCUCUAUCAUUUAAAAGAAGGCAGGACGCUGGUGGGUCGACACGAGGCGCCGUCCAAUCAGGAUAUCGUGAUCCAUGGCGCUGGUCUGCAGGAAGAACACUGUGUGUUUGAGAACUGUGAUGGAGUUGUGAAGCUGAUCCCCCAGACGGGGGCGCUGUGCUCUGUUAACGGACUGGAGAUGACCCGGCCCUGCCAGCUCACACAGGGUGCUGUCAUCCAGCUCGGGAGAGGGACUAUGUUCCGUUUCAUCCAUCCUAAAGAGACUGCCCAGCUCAGAGAGCAACGCAAGAGUGGACUUCUCUCCAGCCUGUCCGUGACGGACCUCUCCGAGCCUACAGAGAACCUGUCCGUGACGGACCUCUCCGAGCCUACAGAGAACCUGUCCGUGACGGACCUCUCCGAGCCUACAGAGAACCUGUCCGUGACGGACCUCUCCGAGCCUACAGAGAACCUGUCCGAGGCAAUGCUUUUCCAUCCCAGGAUGGAUAUGCUAGCUGUAGCAGGACUGAAUGGAGACACUGGACAACAGAGGAGCUCUGUGCUCUCUUCUCCACUACAGACCUGGACGGUAAUGAGAGGAGACGAAGGAGGAGACGACAGCGGAACAGAGGAAGGAACGCACCACGCACACUUCCCACUGGCCAGCAGCAGCUCAACAUACACACAGACCUCUCGGUUUGACAAACACACUGCCUCUCUGUCCCAGCUCAACACACAGACCCACAACCAGACCGAACACGCAGCCUCCCGGCUGGACAGACACAGACGCAGCCAGGCGGUACGCGGCCUACCGCUAGCAGCAUUGGAGGGCCAGUUCAGUCGUUGCAUGAUGAAUCCAUCCAAGACCACGGUGGAGGGCUWCGGAGACAAUUACAAGGAGGAGACCCAGGCUGGGGCUAGGAGGGAGGAGGAGGUUGAGCAGGGCUUGKGGUUGGGUUCUCUGCUUAGCAGGGUGUCUAGCGGUGAUGAGACGCAGGAUGAGAGCCAGAUCUCUGCUUCCGGGCUGGGUGCUCUGGUUAGAAGGGUAUCCCAGAUCUCUGGACUUGGGGGGGAGCAUGAGCUAGACUCUCUGGGGGAAGAGCGCUCUAUCUCUGGGAUGGGUUCUGUGGUCAGCAGUGGGGUCUCCUGGAUGUUCCCGGACAUGUGGCGGCUCCUCCACUGCUCCCCCUCGAGAGUCCUGCAGCAGUUCUGGGACAGUACAGGAGUUGUGCAGCCUAGAGAUGUGGGAGGAGCCUGCUCCAGUUGGCCCAGUCAGGUUGUCUCAAUGGUGAGGGAGAGUCUGGUGCUGUCAGUGGUCAAAGACAGCCAGGUCUUCUCAUUGGUCAGAGAGAGUCACAUGUUCUCCUAUGUUAAAGACCGUCAGAUGUUCUCUAUAGUCAGUGAGCUGCCAUUGGUGCAACACAUAAGCACCGAGCUUAACUCAUGACUUCAGGAGCAUUCCCAUUGAGCUAACUCAUGACUUCAGGAGCAUUCCCAUUGAGCUCACUCGUGACUU